Messenger RNA from Eurytemora carolleeae, 3702 nucleotides. RefSeq names its product tyrosine-protein kinase Src42A. The record is from RefSeq and is a predicted model, not a curated record. Gene Ontology annotation, cellular component: extrinsic component of cytoplasmic side of plasma membrane. Lineage: Eukaryota; Metazoa; Arthropoda; Copepoda; Calanoida; Temoridae. Gene Ontology annotation, biological process: innate immune response; protein phosphorylation; cell surface receptor protein tyrosine kinase signaling pathway. The coding region runs from base 384 to 2333 and encodes 649 amino acids. The transcript has 17 exons. Gene Ontology annotation, molecular function: signaling receptor binding; non-membrane spanning protein tyrosine kinase activity; ATP binding.
AUCAGGCAGUGCUCGACGCGUGAAGUCGACGCAGGCCUGUAACAAUUAAACACAAAAAGCGCAAGUCCAACAAUUUUUUUACAUAUUGGAAUGUGAAAAUAGGUUUAUAUAUUUGUGAAAAGACUGUUCCUAUGGGAUAAACUAGUGAACAAGUUAAAUCAGCAUAGUUGAAAAGCACUGUUAUAAAAAAUAAGAUAUUGAAGCAAUGUGAGCAAAAUGUGAAUAAUAAACCUACAUCAAUGUAAUCAACGAAUUUUGAGCUCACUUGAGAAAUUUUGGACGAAGAGGAUUUUCUUCUUGAUGAUACACGAGAAGAUGAGAUUUCAGACCAGAAAAGCCUUCAGCAAAUUCUACUCCUAAAUGCUCUUGAAGCUAGCUAAGUAAUGGUUUGGUCUGGAGGUACAACAGAUCAGUGUAGUUGCAACUCAAGAAUUACCAGAAGGGACAGACCUCGGUUAGCCAAGUUCUUAUCAGUCGGAGAACAAGACAGGAAUAGAGAUGUGGUCCCACAUUCUAGCAAUAGAUGUCUAGCAUGCAAGCAUUCUGCCAACCAACCUGAUCAAACUCAGUUUAGAAAUGUUUCUCCUGACCCACCUGCCAAAAGAAGAGAACAUAGGAAGGCCAGACGAUCUCAGUCUGAAGCUCCAUCAAGAUAUAGAAAUCAGCUUAUAAUAACUCAAGGAGAAUACGGAAAAUUUGCUGAUUCAAACAAACUUUGCGACGCAAAUAAGGAGAACUUGAAAAAUGGUUUUCUUACAGAGGGUGGGAAAACUAAUUUGUACACAAAGCAGCGCGUAGGUCGGGCCAGGUCAAGAAGGAUUGCUGGAAAAAUCUCCAGUACACCAGACACAGUGUACUGUAGUAAUGCUUACAAACAAGAAUGCAAAAAUAAAAACAAUAACAUUGAAAACUGGUUAUACCCGUCACAGGGACAGCCCGGGUCCCUUAGCAGCACAGUAAGCAGUACAUUAAAUAGUAGUACAAGCAGUUUACAACCUGUUCUCAUUAGUAGUGCACAAGGUUCAGGAUCAGGGCCUGGUCCUCCUUGUUCUCCCAUACCUCCAGGUCCUUUAUCAGGGAUACGUGCAAGGUCCAAGUCCAGAUCUCGGGCUGUAAACACAAACAACGGACUGUCAACCAUCUGGCCAGAUAGAAAUGGAGUUUGGCUUCCAACAUGGUAUUUCGGGAAAAGUAAGAGAAUAGAAGCUGAGAAGAGAUUGCUGCUUCCACAGAACGAACACGGGACCUUCUUGAUCCGAGAUUCCGAGUCUAGGCGAAACGAUUAUUCGUUAUCAGUUCGAGACGGAGAUACAGUCAAGCACUACAGAAUUAGACAGCUGGAUGAAGGUGGAUUCUUUAUUGCCCGGCGGACCACCUUCAGAACCCUCCAGGAGCUGGUGGAGCACUACGCCAGGGAGUCGGACGGUUUAUGCGUCAAUCUAAAAAAACCUUGCGUACAGAUUGAAAAACCUCUGACAGCUGAUCUAGCUCAUAAUACCAGAGACCAGUGGGAGAUUGAUAGAAACAGUCUUAAAUUCAACAGAAAACUAGGACAUGGGCAGUUUGGUGAGGUUUGGGAAGGAUUAUGGAACAGUACUACUCCAGUCGCCAUCAAAACAUUAAAAACAGGUUCAAUGGAUCCUAAGGACUUCUUGUCUGAAGCUGCAAUCAUGAAGAAGUUACGGCAUCCUAAACUGAUCCAGCUGUACGCUGUCUGUACCCUGGAGGAACCUAUUUACAUUAUUACAGAGCUUAUGAAGAACGGGAGCCUGCUAGAGUUUCUUCAAGGGAAGGGUAGGACAUUAAAGCUCCCACAGCUGAUCGAUAUGUCAGCACAGAUUGCUGCUGGGAUGGCCUACCUUGAAUCUCAGAACUAUAUACACAGGGACCUCGCAGCCAGGAACGUUUUGGUUGGAGAUAAUCAUGUAGUGAAGAUUGCAGACUUUGGGUUAGCCCGGCUCAUUAAGGAGGAUGAAUAUGAAGCUAGGGUUGGAGCGAGGUUUCCUAUAAAAUGGACAGCUCCUGAGGCUGCAAAUUAUUCAAGAUUUUCCAUAAAGAGUGACGUCUGGUCGUUUGGUAUUCUUUUAACAGAGCUGGUGACAUACGGUCGUAUUCCGUAUCCAGGAAUGACGAACGCUGAGGUGCUUCACCAGGUUGAGCAUGGAUACAGGAUGCAGGCUGCUCAGGGUUGUCCUCCACUACUCUACGACAUAAUGCUGGAGUGCUGGCACAAGGAUCCAAUGAAGAGACCAACAUUUGAGACUCUUCAGUGGAAGCUGGAGGAUUUCUUUACAAUGUCCGACUCGGAAUACAAGGAAGCAUCAGCAUACUGACAUUAGCCAGGGUCCCAGAGGUCACAAAGUACAUUUGGUACAGUGGCCUCUGAGACCAGACCUUUCCUGGCCUCAUUUACUCCCACAAGGGGACCUUUGUGUACUGGAACUAGCGGACCUGUGUUCUCUGCAGGAACUAGCGGACCUGUGUUCUCUGCAGGAACAAGUGGUCCUGUGUUCUCUGCAGGAACAAGCGGUCCUUUGUGUACUGGGACUAGCGGAUCAAUAUUUACUGGAACUAGCGGACCUGUGUUCUCUGCAGGAACUAGCGGACCUGUGUUCACUGGAACUAGCGGACCUGUUCAGAACAGAAAAGAUGGGAAUAGGAAACAUUUCUGAAUACCUAGCCAACUCAGCCAACCACAUUUGUCAAAUUAUUCGAAAAUUUUUAAUCCUCAGAAAUAAAAUUGUCAUCAUAUUUUGGUGUCAUAAGAAUUGGAUUAAUGGUUGAUUGGACUAAUGUUCGGUUGGACGAACGUUCGGUUGGACUAACGUUCGGUUGGACUAACGUUCGUUUGGACUAACGUUCGGUUGGACUAACGUUCGUUUGGACUAACGUUCGUUUGGACUAACGUUCGUUUGGACUAACGUUCGUUUGGACUAACGUUCGGUUGGACUAACGUUCGUUUGGACUAACGUUCGGUUGGACUAACGUUCAAUUGGACUAACGUUCGUUUAGACUAACGUUUGUUUGGACUAAUGUUCAUUUGGACUAACUUUUAAAACCGGUUUGUGAACAGCCGACUUUAGGGUAAUUGAACUAACGUUCAAUUGGCUAUUUGUCCAAUCGAUAUAGCAUCCAUAUUUUUAGAAGAAGAUUACGAAGGUCAUAAAAAUAAAAUCAAUAAAUUCUGAUAAUAUAAUUUCAUCUACAGGGUGAAAAUACACCAGAAAUUGAGUGACCGCUUUAAGGUAAUUCGUCUUCUCAACCUUUCGGAUAAAAUAAAAAUUUUUGUUUUUGCAACAAAUUGUACAAUUACCAAAUUAUUAAUUAACUGGCAUUUAAGAUUUCCUAGUUCCUAUAUUAUUAUCAAUAAAAACGCCUUGUAUCUCUAAAGUGUUCAAUGUUAACUGUCGUCAAUGCUCCUCUAUAUUUCUUGUUCACUGCCAGCUGAAUAUUUUAAAGCUUCUAAUAGUAAUAUCCUAAAUAUCUUGACAUUCUGGAUUCAUUUCUCUCGUUAAUCAUUAAUAAUAGUAUUUGGACCAUGCAGCACUAAUUUAACUUGUAAUUAAUGCCUUAAAGCUUUUUUCUGCUAGAUUGUCACAAUUAGUCAAGUGAUUUCCUCUCUGUGAAAGUCCUAAAGUCCCUGAAGCUCACUGCGACUGUAAAAUACAAAUAAAUUAUAUAAAUAAAUGACAUUUUUAUUGA